UCCCUUUGCUUUCUCCCCAGGAAAGAUGGGAAUGUCGCCCCACCUCCCCUUCCGAGACCCCCAGCUCGCCGAGGCCAGCCAGCAGCCUAGACGGCUGGGUGGGCCGUGGCCCUUCAGAGUUCUGCCCGAUGGUCACCACAAGCAGCCCUCCCCCACCCCCACCCACGUCCCCCUCCUGGAGCGAGCUCUUCUUUUCCCCAAUGCAGGCCGAGCUCAAGGUCAGCAGCCGCCAGAUGCAGGCCCUGGUAGCCAGGAACAUCAUCAAUGCGGCCCGCCGAAAGAGCUGCUCCUCCCCCAAAUCUCCGGGGUCAGAGUGGCUGAGGCCCUUCUCCACCACGCAGGCCCUCCCCCCUGCCAGCCCCAGAGGGCUGGGCAGCCCCUGCCCUCCUCUGAAGAGCCCCCUGGGAGAUGGCCAUCGCCUUUCCUCCCUGCCUGGUGGUACCUUCUCUCCCAUCUUGAAGAGCCCCCUGACCUCGCCCCCACCCCCGUUGGGGGACGGUCCCCAGCCCUUCCUUCCAGCGGGGGGCUCCUGCCCCAGCCCCAGGAGCCCCGGUGCCACCAGACCCUUGGGCUUCAGGAGCCCGGUGCCCUCCCCUGGCCCACAGGCUCACUCACCUGCCAAGCCAUACAUCAGCCGCUCCCCCACGGACUCUGACGUCGACUCUGAGGACUCUGGACUCAAGUCCCCCAGUAUCCGGGGCUACAACAUCUGCCCCCGGGGCUGGAAUGGGGGCAGUCUGCGGCUCAAGAGAGGCAGCCUCCCUUCGGAGACCUCCUGUACCUCCUAAGAGCCACCUGGCCUGGGGGCGGAGAGGGAGAAAUGCUGGUGGGUCGGGGGCUUCAGGGUGGGCGGCCUGGGUGGGAUACUUUCCCAGGAAGGGGCCGAGGACAGCUGGGGACAGCUAACAUGGGAGCAUCCUCCGCUUCCCCAGUUUUAAACCCCUUUGGGGAGGGGACUCCUGACUCAGCACCCAUUACCCCCAGUGGGGAGAACCAAGUAUUUCUGGGUUUCUUUCCCAUCACUCUGCCACCUAGUGGAGCACUCAGUCCCUGGCUAGUCCCCGCCAAAAGCCAACUCUGGGCUCUUUGGGACCAAGGACUGAGAUUCAUUGCCCCCCCACCCGCUUUCUCUCCGGCCUCAGAGACCCGGAGGUGUGAAGGGCAGGAGACAACUUAGCAGCCCAAAGGGCCAAGUGUGAAGGGGGCCAGCCCCUCCCAGGGAAGCUGGGGAGCCAGGCUGAGGUGGCUCCUGGACGCGGUGCCAGCGGGCUUGGCAGGGCCAUGUUUGGCCAGUGUCAGGUGUUUUCCAUCCCCUCCAUGACCCCAUCCUCUAUUUUUACCACGGUGACCUUUAAAGGCAGCUUAGCUUCUGCUAGUCCUUUAGGUGCCAAACCCUGCCCUUGGAGCUCUGGAGCUGCGGCAGACCCGUGAAGGGACAUGGGAAGGGAGAAUGGAGAAGUAGGAACCUCCCAAAUUGAUAGGAACAGUGGUCCUUCUCGGGGCACUGUUGGGUGGGUUUGGCGUACCCUGCCCACCUGCUCCCUUCCAGAUGCUGUAGGGUACCAGUUCCAGCAUGGACACACUCAGUGUAAGAAAAACAUACUUCCCCUUCCAACCCUGCAGUUUAAACCAAAAACAUGAGAAUUGAAGAUAAAAUCAGAGAGUGUCUAACCCCAAAAGGGUCUCCAAACCUCCCAUACACCUCCACCCUUCCCUUCAGUACCCGCAUACCCAUUAUCCCAUCCUAAGCAAAAGAAUCAAGUCUUAACAGGCUAAAGAGGGAGUGAAGGGACAAUUGGCCUUAGAUCAAGGUGGGCAGAGGACUAGAGAUGAGGAGUAUCUUUCCCUUCUUUGGGUCUUCUCUCCUUCAGGCCUCAUUCUGCCCUGUGAGUCCCUGUCUCAUGCCCCUUGGAGGGAACUGUGCACCCCUGACUCUGCUCUGUGGGGAGAUGCAUUCACCUGGGGAUUGCCUGUCAGGAGAUCUGGCCCCAGUAAGCCCAGGCAUGUUUCUCUUCCACCCCGCUGGGCCAGAUGCCCCAUGCAUCCAAAAUCCUGUGCCAGCAGUAUGGCCCCGAGCCCUUCAAGGGUAGGAAGCAGUUGGUUUGAAAACCCAGGCCCAGGGCCCCUCCUGGGGGCAUAAACUGGCCACUGCAAGGGCUUCCCACUCGGGUAGUGGGAUACCAGUGAUGCAGGCUAAGAGGGAUGGGUGGGGCCUGCUCAGGAAGGACGGCAGGUGCUUUUUUGAGGGGCAGAAGCUGGUGAAGAGCAAACUGAGGAAGAUGUGGGUGCACCAUGGAACAUCUUGCCUGGAGGCUACCCAGCCUAGGAGGACACUGGUCUCCCAAAAGCCUGUAGAGAAAGCAGGAAUGAGGAAGCUUUGGAAAUCCCUGGGCACAUUAGGGCACUGGGGCCAGGACAGAUAAUGGGAGGCAAGACAAGGCACUGAAGCAGGGCCUUUUCUCUCCUUUGUGCUGGUAGCUGGGUCUGUCCUUCCCCAAGACUCUGAGGAAAGACGGGUUAGGUGAGUCUGGUCUGAGUUCCUUUGAGAAGGUAUGAGGAGAUGAAAAUUUGUCCCUGUAUUCUGGUUCUCUCCAGUCUCUCUCCCCAUCCCAUGCCUCUGCCUAUCUCCUGGGCUUGUCAUGUCUUGCUCUCACCUGCUCAAUAAAUAAAUACUCGCAUCACCUCAGCCACUUCCUGUGUAAUUAAUAGCUGCAUCUGGAAGACUUAGCUUUUCCUCUGGGUUGUUGCUAGAUUCCCAGAGUCCAGGAGGGCCGGUGGAAGAACUACAGCUCCUCUGGGCUCGGGCCAGGUGAGACAGCCUGGGGGACUUGGAGGAGGCACGUUGUCUUACUUGCAUACUUCUGGCUGCCUUCAGUGUGACUAAAGGCAUGGAGGGAGAUGGCUCUCGGGAGUACAAGCUUUCUGGCCCGUGAGUGCCUCCCUUAGCUGACCCUAACAUUUUGGUGAACUGUAAAAACAUUGAGAGAAUUAAGAGAUCUGGUUCCGCUAACUUUGUGUGACUGGGAGUAAACUCUAUGAAUUCUUUUGGCCUUAGUUUUCCCAUCUGCAAAGUAAGCGAUUUAAACUCUUGCAGGCCUAAAACUUUAUGUCUAUGAAGUUUUGGGGGCAAGAAAAGAAUUGCUUCCAGAGGGGAUUAUUUUGAUUUCAAUGUUGGGUUAAUAAAAAGAGGGAGAAGUGGGAAUAGGGUGGGGAUUUGGGUCCUCCAAGCCAGGUAGGUAAAUCCAAUAUGGUUUCAGCCUACCUAGCAGAGAGUUAGGACUCUCCCUCCUGGGGAGGAAGUCUUUUCCCUGAGACUAAAAUUUUCUGGCAAACUGAGGCUCAGAAGUGGAUUGACUGGCUAGAUAUCAGUGGAUGUCAUACAGGCCCUGGGGAUGGUUGGAAUGCUGGGGUCUGAAGCCUGCAGGAUUCUAGGAAUUUGGGGAAUGCUGGAUUGUGGGAAUGUAUGUUUCCUUAGAAUACUGGCAUGGUAUCUAUCUCAUGUCCAGGUCCCCUGAGAUUCUCCUUUUAAGGAUUAUCUUGCUCUUUACCAAUCAGAUGAGGAAAGAAAGCAAUCAGAAAAUGUUGCAGCUUCCUAGUCUGGGUUUGAUGCACCCCCUUUAUAAAUCAGAUUGUUUGGAAUUGGGGGUGUCAGCCAGGAUUGAUUGCCUCAAUCACUUCAGUGUGUUAUUUUGUGACCUAAAGGUGGUCAGUUUCUAUGAGACCUAAAGAGGUCAGUUUUUUGGAGCCAUAGGAGAACCAUAUGUCCUGAUAUGGGGUUCCUGAGCUGAAGGUCAUGGGCCAAAAUGGGGUUCUGGAACUUUAGCUGUAUAGAAUAGCACAGUAAGUUUAAGGGACACUCAGUCUGAGACUGGGUAGUUUUCUUCCAAUCGCCUCUUACUUCGGUGUAUUAUUUCUCAGAGUGUAUAUUCUUUUCUCUUGUAAAUAAACACUGGAAAACUUACUCUUAUAAUCCGCAAGUGUGUGGAGAUGGAGGGAAAAGUGAGAAGAGGAACAGAAGGCUCAUGCAUGAGUUUAACAUUCAGUAAUUGUGACCAUGGAAUGGGAAAGGUAAUUAAGGAUGAAGUGGAGCCAGAACCCAGAAAACUAAGCAAGCUCAGGAACUAGGAAGGUUAAUAGGUUUGGUGACUUGAAUUGGGGACUCAAUGCCUGGGGCAGUUUUAGAUCACUAAAAAACCUUCCAAUAAAGAUGGCACAUAUUACAAAACAGUUAAUUAUCAAAGCUAUCUGGUGUGGGGGAAAAUGAGGAAAAAAAGAUCAAAGAAAUAGAAUAGAUAUGCUAAAAAUCCAACCAAAUGAGUAAAAAAUAUUAGAUAUUUUGAUAAAGCUAUAGAAAAUUAAAACUGGGGAAAAAUUUAUUAAUUAACAAAUGGAGUUGGGAAAGUUGGUAGAAUUUGGAUGGAAAUGGGUUUAGAUUCACAUCUUAAAAACAUAUACACCUUAUUGAAUUCUGGCUGGAUGACAGAAUUAUACAUUAAAAAAACACUUAAAAAAGGAAGAAAAUAUGUAUCUCAAAUGUGAUGGUUAGAGGAUUUUUUUUUUUUUACUCAUGAAGAAAUGUUGGGAACGGGAUGGAUAUUCUUGAUGACAUUAAAUUAAAAAAUUGUAUAACAUUUUAACUAAAAUGAGAAAAAUGAUUCUGAAAAUGUUAAUGUAGAACAUAACAUAAAAAUUUGAUAUCUAAAGUAUAUAUAAUUAUUAAAAAUUCACAAAAGUGAAUUUUCCAGUCCAUAGUGGACAAAUGGUUAAAGAAUAUGUACUGAAUAUUUUCAAAAAAGAAAACAAAUUGUUAAUAACCACUUAAAAUGCUCAACCACACUAGUUUUGAGAUGCCAAUUAAAACAAGUUUAAAGUAGCAUUUCACAACUGUCAAAUUGGCAAAAAUAAUUAAAAGGAAUGAAGCAAUGCUGGUAGAGUUGUGAAGAAAUAAAUAGUACUUAUUCAUUCCAAAUAGUACUUGCAAAUGGAAUUGCAAACCUGUAGGAUCUUUUUGGAGAGCAUUUUAGUAAUAUAUUGUAAACUUUACAAAAAUAAUUACAUCUUGUUUUUGGAAGUGUUAUCAAAAAUAACCAAAAAUCCUUGUUAAAUUAGUUUCAGUGGCAUUAUGUCAUUUAAAAAAUGGAAAUUAACUAAAAAAAUCUAACAAUAGGAAAAUGGUUAAAUAAAUGGUGAUAACAUUAGCAUAAUGGAAUCAUAUAAUGUAACUGAAUAAACAUACAUGAGGAAUAUAAAAGAUAGGAAAAGAACUUUAUGAAAUAAUGAAAAAUGAAAAAUUAAGAACCAGAAAAACCAUUUAGGGUCACAUAGGAGAAAAAUAAAUAAAAAGAAAUGGACAAAGAAUCCAGAUGAAUAUUUAGAGUGAUUGAAAACUUAUGAUGUUUCAUUCACUGAAAUUAAUAUAAAUAUAAAAUGAAUUGAUCUUUGAGAGUAAAUUUAUACUAAAUCAUUUAAUUAAAUGAAAAUGGUGAUGUUUAACCUCCAGAAAACUUAGGUGGUACAUGACAGCUGCCUUCAAGGACUGCUUAAAGUCUUAAGGCUUAAAAACAUUCUGUUUGAUAUCAGAAGAGAGAAAUAGGAACAAUGGGUGGAAGGUACAGAAAGAUUUAAGCUUGAUGUUGGGAAAAGCUUCCUAAUGAUUAGAAUUAUCCAAAAUCAUAAUGGGCUGCCUCAAGAGCUAGUGAAUACUCCCUCAUUAGAGAUUUUCAAGUGUUGGAUGGAUGGGAUAGGAGAUGGAAUAGUCUGUAUGAGUAACAAUACAUGCCAUUAUCACUGGAUUGUAAAAUAGGUGGAGAAGAAGCUAUAAGCCUGGACAAGUAGGAAGGGGUCAGAUUAUGAAGACUUUAAAAGCCAAACUGAAGAUUUUAUUUUUGCUCUUGGAGGUAACAGAUUUAUUGAAUGGAAGAAUGACAUGAUCAGUAGGAAGAUCACCUUAGGAAUUAAAUGGAAGUUUGACUGGAGCGGGGACUUGAGGCAAUACUCCAGGUGUGAGGUGAUGAAGGCCUAUCAUAAAGGUGGUGACAGUUUCAGAGGGGAUAAGGAGAAGUAUAUAAGAGGUGGUUUGAAGGUAGAAUGAUAGGACUUAGCAAUAGAAUGGAUAUGGGGGAAUGAGAGAAUGAGGAGUAAAGAGUGACACCUAGAAUGAGUUACAGUGUCAAAGGCUGCAGCCAGGUUAAGGAUGAGGAUUGAGAAGAGCCCAUCACAUCUGGCAAUUAAGAGAUUAUUGGAAACUUUGGAGAAAACAAUUUCAGCUGGAUUUUAAGCCCUGCAGCCAAACUGUAAAAUUAAGUGAGAGGAAAGGGAAUGGAAUUACCUUUUUUAGACAGCCUUUUCAAGUUUAGCCAUGGAAGUGAAUAGAGCUAUGGGAUGACAGCUAACUGGGGUGGACAGAUCAAGUGAGGGUUUUAAGGAUGGGGGACACAUGGAACGGAACAGAAUCACUUUGUACAUGUAUCCAGAGGCUGGUCUUGUCAAGAAGGGCUACCUCUUUAUAUGAGAGGAAGGUAAAGGAAGUAUGAGUAAUAUGAGACGAAAAGGAGAGAACAGAUCUCAGCACUGCUGAAAGUGAUGAGAUCAAGCACAUGAGUGUGUGAAGGUGUGGUGGGGAGGAUUAGACUUGGCAAGAAGGAUCACCUUAUUCUGAGAUGGGAGCAAGAGAUUCUGAGAUGUGACAGAAGGAAGAUGAGGAAGAUCACAUCUGAUUGUCUCAUUUAUCAAUAAGGUGAUAAUGUCCUCUAUUGUGAAAGUGGGUCACGGUAGAGUUGGGGAUUGAGUAAAGAGAAGGUUUGUAAUAGUCACUAUAGUAGUGUGAUAUCAGUGAUACCAGUCAGAGAUGAAUAAAAUGAUCAGCUUGCAUUGGUAAGAUUAGGUAGCAUGAAUCUGUGAUACACAUUUGCACGGUUUCAUGACAUCUCCAGUAGUUCAGGAGUAUGCACAGAGUGGAGAUGGCUCAAAGUUCACAAAGGUAUAAGGGAUUAAAGACUAUGAAAGGUCUCAAAUAAAGAUAGGAGGAGAGUAACAGACUGGGAGGGUGAAUAAUGGAGAGGUAAGAGGAUAGGAAAUUGUGUGUGAUCAGAGAACAGAAUUUCAGUGUUCAAGACACUAGAGAUGGAAAGUUUUAGGUAAUGUUGAGAUCUAAUGGGUAACAACUCUAUGUGACUGUGGUGGAGAACAGAAGUCAUGGAAGUUCAGAUUUAAUCAAGUCAUUCCCCUUAAUUACAUAUUUUCAAUGCCUCGCAAUUUCUGCUAGGAUAAAACACAAAAUUCUUAGCCUAACUUUAAAGCUUUACACAAUCUUCCAUACCAUCUACCUCUCUUGUCUUCUUUGGUAUUGCUUCUCUUCUUACACUCAAACGAACUUGCUAGCUGUUGCUUCCCCACCAUUGGCCGUCUCUCACCUUAAGCCUUUGUUCAAGUGGUCUCCUCUGUCUGAAAUAAUGCACUUCCCGCUCAUUUCUACUUUGUAAAUCCCUAGCUUCCUUGAAAGCACAGAACUAUCCUCAGUGUCUCCUUAAAAUUGCUUUUGUAUUCAUAAUUUGUAUUUACAUAUUUGUAUUUAUAUUUUGCAUUUUACUUGUUUCUAUGUUUGACACCAGUAGAAUGUAAGCUUCUUUAAAGCUGAGACUGUUUUGUUUUUGUUGUUUAAACCCAGUCCUUGUACACGGUGCACAUUGAAUAAAUGUUUGCCAAACUGAA
Molecule: messenger RNA, 7710 nt
Organism: Antechinus flavipes (yellow-footed antechinus)
Lineage: Eukaryota; Metazoa; Chordata; Mammalia; Dasyuromorphia; Dasyuridae
Exons: 1
Coding region: 129-788 (219 amino acids)
Source: RefSeq, a predicted model, not a curated record